Pogoniulus pusillus (Red-fronted tinkerbird) is the source of this 2888-nucleotide messenger RNA. RefSeq names its product acyl-coenzyme A synthetase ACSM4, mitochondrial-like. Gene Ontology annotation, molecular function: fatty acid ligase activity; fatty-acyl-CoA synthase activity. The transcript is spliced from 14 exons. Gene Ontology annotation, cellular component: mitochondrial matrix. NCBI's taxonomy places the organism in Eukaryota, Metazoa, Chordata, Aves, Piciformes, Lybiidae. The record is from RefSeq and is a predicted model, not a curated record. Bases 469 to 2244 code for a protein of 591 amino acids. Gene Ontology annotation, biological process: acyl-CoA metabolic process; fatty acid biosynthetic process.
UUGGCAUCAGGCUUCUGACUAUCCUCCUGCUGAUCUCAUACCAGUCCUCACCCUAUGUCUAACUCUCAAAUCUGACAACCAAGCCCCACUGUGGCUGCUGUAACAGCCUUGGUGCCCCAGAGCAGAGUUGCACAUUAAUGGGUGGUCGAUUAUCCAUUCUCCAGGGGCAGUGACCCACAGGUGCAAUCAUACAUACUCAGCACUCUUUCCAUCCUUUCACUGAUUGUGCCUUUCUGCAGGAUGUCCUUGGAGAAAUGGAAUCUGCACUCUAGGGGGGGAAGCAGCCCCCACCAGGGAAUAGGAUAUGUGAUGCCAGUGAGGGGCUGCACCUGCUCAGCCAAGUAGAGGGAGGCAGGAAGGGGCAGCGUCUGCCUGGGCGGUGCGAGGCAAGGCGCCUGAGGUGGAGUUGCAAGAAGUCUCAGCUGGUGGCAGCUCCAGGGGGCAGAUGAGCAUUCAAAAGCAGUUCUGAUGGUUGUGGUCUGCAGAAGCCCUCACACCCCUGGUGCCAUGAGGAUGCUACGUGGAGGGCUGCGGUGGCCGAGGGGCAUCCCGACACUGCCCAGGCUGUUCCGCCGCAGCCAGAAGGCCUUUGCCACUCUGAACUGCUCCGGUUACGAAGCCAUUGGCCGAUGUCAGCAGGAGGUGCCUGAGCACUUCAAUUUUGCCAGCGAGGUGCUGGACCAGUGGGCUCAGAUAGAAAAGGAACGGCAGGGGCCAUCGAACCCAGCCCUCUGGUGGAUAAAUGGGAAAGGAGAUGAAAUUCAGUGGAGCUUUGAAGAGCUGAGCUUCCUGUCACGCAAAGUGGCCAAUGUGCUCUCGGGGCCGUGCAGCCUGCAGCGAGGAGACCGAGUCCUGGUGAUCCUGCCCCGAGUUCCCGAGUGGUGGCUGCUGAACCUGGCGUGCAUGCGGACAGGUGUCACCAUCAUCCCGGGGACAGUGCAGCUGACAGCACCAGACAUUGCCUACAGGCUGGCAGCUUCCAGGGCCAAGUGCAUUGUCACCACCGAUGUGCUGGCUCCUGCCGUGGACUCGCUCGUGCCCAAGUGCCAGUUUCUGAAAACAAAGCUGAUUGUGUCUGGCAGCAGCAGGGCUGAGUGGCUCAACUUCAGUGACUUGCUCAAGGCUGCCCCUUCUGCCCAUAGCUGUGUGAAGACAAAAGCCCAGGAUCCAAUGGCAAUCUAUUUUACCAGUGGUGCCACAGGCUCUCCCAAAAUGGUUGAACACUCCCAUGGAAGCAUUGGCCUGGGUUCUUUUCUCUGUGGAAGAUACUGGAUGGAUCUGACUGCCUCAGACAUCAUGUGGAACCUGUCGGACACUGCCUGGGUGAAGGCAGCGUUCGGGAGCGUGUUCGGACCCUGGUUCCAGGGCACCUGUGUUUUUGUACAUGCCAUGCCACACUUUGAUUCAGGAGCAGCUUUAGAGACCCUGUGCAGGUAUCCAGUGACCACUCUGUGCGGGUCCCCAACUGCCUACCGCAUGCUGGUACAGCACGACCUCACCAGGUAUGCAUUCAAGGCACUGAAGCACUGCCUGACUGCAGGGGAGCCACUCAACCCAGAAGUGCUGGCGCAGUGGGAAAGCCAGACAGGCCUGACCAUCUAUGAAGGCUACGGCCAAACCGAAACUGGAUUUAUAUGUGCAAAUAUGAAAGGAAUGAAGAUCAAGCCAGGCUCCCUGGGAAAGGCAGCUCCCAACUACGAUGUUCAGAUUGUGGAUGAAACUGGCAGUGUUCUGCCUCCUGGGACAGAAGGGGACAUUGCUAUCAAAGUGGAUGCCAAGAGGCCAUUUACUUUUUUCACCCAAUACCUGGAUGAUCCAGUGAAAACCGCUUCCACAGUCCGUGGCAACUUCUACAUCACUGGAGACAGAGGGAGCAUGGAUGAGGAUGGAUACAUCUGGUUCAUGGGGAGGAGUGAUGACGUCAUCAUCUCCUCUGGCUACCGCAUCGGGCCCUUUGAAAUCGAGAGUGCCCUGAUCGAGCACCCUGCGGUCCUGGAGGCAGCCGCGGUCAGCAGCCCAGACGCCACCCGAGGGGAGGUGGUAAAAGCUUUUGUGGUCUUGUCUCAUUCCUUUAAGUCACAAGAUCCAGAGAAACUGGCCUCUGAAUUACAAGAGCAUGUCAAGAAGGUCACUGCUCCAUACAAGUACCCCAGAAAGAUUGAAUUUGUCCAGCAGCUGCCCAAGAAUAUUGCAGGGAAAAUCAGACGGAAUGAACUGAGGAAGAAGGAGUGGGGACACGUUUAGCUCUGGCCAGCAAACUGACAAACCUUUCCCUACCAGCUCCAUUCCUAACAGAGCUGUUCUAUUGCAGCUGUGAGCACCAGCACAGGCUCGCUUUCGCCUGUUAGGCAGUGAUUGUACAAUAACACACAAGGUGUAAGAACUCCAGCUUGGUCUUAAUUGCUUUUUCUCACUUCCCAACGAUGCAGGCUGCUUAGCAAGGCACAUGCACACACAUCCUUCCAGCCACCUCCUGCUUUGCAGCAUUACAGCACAAGCAGAAGUGAUGCCCAGGUGAAGCAGCACUGUGUCUCUUCUUUGAGACCAGCUAUCUUAGCUCACAAGAGGCUCAUUCAUGAGGAAAGCCUCAUGGCAUGCAAAGAAGUUCACAGAAUGGCCACAGAUCUUCCAUGCACCCAAAUGAAGCACCUUUUUUGUGUGAAUCUGGAAAGCCUCAAGAUUUAGGAAUCAAUGUCCACUAAGUGCAAACUAUGAACAAUCAGAAGUAAAGGGAAGCAAACAGCUUUAAGAGUGCAGCACAGACAGCAUCCAUGCGUCAGACAUAGGCUUGCAAACGGCUGCUCAGCAGCUCCCUCUGAAGAACUCUACAUCCUGCUGGCACACAGAGGAGAGAGAAGGAAGACAAUAAACCAGGGAAAUGCAAACUA